AUGUGCAUCGCGCUGAUCUCAACCGCGCACCCCCUCUAUUCAUUAAUCGUCAUAGACAAUAGAGAUGAAUUCCUCCAUCGACCGACUUCGUCUCCGGACUGGUGGCCUGAGCCAUCUUCUUUUGUCCUCGGCUCGCGCGAUUUAGCCCGAUCCGAGCACGGAACCUGGAUGGGAAUUACCAAACACGGUAAGAUUGCAGUCCUCACCAACUAUCGUGAGCAAAAGUCUGCCGAGGCUAUUGGUUGGCACAGUCGUGGGAAGAUCGUCAACAGUUGGUUGACGAGCCCGCCCGCGGAGCAGCAGACCACACUUGAGUUCGUGCAGUCGAUGGUUGCCAGUCCCGAAGCCAAACAGGUGGGCGGAUUCAGUCUUGUGUGCGGCUAUGUCAAUGAGCCUUUGGCCAUCGUCUCCAAUCGUUCUCAUAAUAUGGAGCAGGUCAUCUGGGUGGCUUCCGAGAAGAAUCAAACUCGCGGGCUCAGCAACACGAGGUUCGAAGAUCGAACCUGGCCAAAGAUCAUUGAAGGCGAGAAGCUCAUGGAGGCGGCUAUCAAAGAGCAUACCCAGGCCCAGGAGGAUGAGGAUGCUCUGCUGGAGCGUCUACUUCAGGUGCUGAGUACUGAUACUCUGCCUCGCUUGCCGAAGGAAAGCAGCCUCGACGAUUAUGUUCCACUCAUACCGAAGAGUAUAUUUGUCCCAGUUGUCGGGACUGAAGUGGCGGCAGCGUAUGCGGAGGACGAAAACAAGAAGUCGCCGUCGGAUGGCCCUAUGGAUCCAAGGUUUUUCAGUGGACCUUAUGGUACGCAGAAACAGACUAUCCUCCUGGUGCAGUCAAAUGGACGUGUGCGGUACUUAGAGCGAACGCUAUACGACAACCAAGCCCACGCGAUCCCGGUCGGACAAGGUGACAAAUGCUUCGAAUUUACCAUUCAGCCCGAGACAGCGAGCAGAAAUGGUCAUUGA
This is a messenger RNA of Penicillium maclennaniae, 960 nucleotides long. Its product is annotated as NRDE family protein. NCBI's taxonomy places the organism in Eukaryota, Fungi, Ascomycota, Eurotiomycetes, Eurotiales, Aspergillaceae. The record is from RefSeq and is a predicted model, not a curated record. Bases 1 to 960 code for a protein of 319 amino acids. The transcript is spliced from 2 exons. Gene Ontology annotation, biological process: protein secretion; Golgi organization. Gene Ontology annotation, cellular component: Golgi apparatus.